Eutrema salsugineum is the source of this 551-nucleotide messenger RNA. RefSeq lists its product as uncharacterized. The transcript is spliced from 3 exons. The coding region runs from base 92 to 331 and encodes 79 amino acids. The record is from RefSeq and is a predicted model, not a curated record. Gene Ontology annotation, molecular function: structural constituent of ribosome. Lineage: Eukaryota; Viridiplantae; Streptophyta; Magnoliopsida; Brassicales; Brassicaceae. Gene Ontology annotation, biological process: mitochondrial translation.
UCUUUUCUAAGUUUCUCUUUCUCGUCUACACAAUUCGCCAUUUCUCUAGCGUCUUUCAGAAAUCUUCGAUUCAGCUUCUACCUUAGACUCCAUGGGGAGAAAGGCUGGAAAUUUGUACAUAAACCCGAAAAAGCUUGGGGGUAUAGCAAAACCAUGUAUGAAGGAAAUGGUAUCAUUCUUGAACUGUAUGGCUCUUCACCAAUGCAAAGAUGAUAAAUGCGAGAAACAGAAGCAACUUCUUAGCGUUUGUAUGCAGGGCCAGGCGGAGAAGUCGAAGUCUUGGGGAAACAUCAACUACCAUUUGCAGAGGCUAACCCGAGGAAGAAAGUAAUAUAGCAUGGAUCAUGUAUUCAUGGAGACUGAUGAUAGAUUCCGCUGAUGGGUCAACUGGUAGCUAAUGCUUAUUGAUCACUUUAUUUGUAUCCCUAUUCUUUUGGGCAUAUGUACAAGUUGUUGGGCAUCUAGAAGAAGAGAAACAUUGGACACAUUUGUUCAUUUAAAGAGAGGAUUUGGUCUCUUUGUUUUGCAAUAAAACAUGUCUUCUGAGCCAA